Fomitiporia mediterranea MF3/22 is the source of this 951-nucleotide messenger RNA. RefSeq lists its product as uncharacterized. Gene Ontology annotation, biological process: ubiquitin-dependent endocytosis. The annotation marks the transcript as partial. The transcript is spliced from 2 exons. The record is from RefSeq and is a predicted model, not a curated record. Gene Ontology annotation, molecular function: ubiquitin protein ligase binding; protein-macromolecule adaptor activity. NCBI's taxonomy places the organism in Eukaryota, Fungi, Basidiomycota, Agaricomycetes, Hymenochaetales, Hymenochaetaceae. Gene Ontology annotation, cellular component: cytosol; cytoplasm; plasma membrane.
AUGACGCCGCAGCAGCCUUCGCAGGCGCAUGGACACGUCGCAGGGACGAAUUCCGCGCCAAGCAGUGGCACCACCCACGCAAACGAAGAACAUCUCGUCAAUGCCUUACACGCCGCACUCCACUCUCUCUCCGCUCCCAAUACUAGCCCUAGCGAACAUACACGUACUCGAUCCGAAGGUAUCAGUCCAAGUGGGAAGGAGAAACCACACGCGCCAACGCUUGAUAUCGUCGUUGCGAGUGAUACGCUGCAUUUACGCGGAACGGGCGUUGACGUUGAGCCUACACUGCUAAAUGGCAAUGUCGUCUUGCACCUUGCUGAGCCAACUUCGAUCAAGCAAGUCGUGCUUGUCUUCCGUGGAAAGGCGCGUGUACCGAAUAACCCUCAUGAUCCACAUGUUCUGAAUACUUCUCCGAGUCAGUAUAUCGUGUGCAGUCACGAGUGGACCUUCCUUGAGGGUGAGAAGAAGCAUAGUCAUACGCUCAAGGCUGGGAGACAUCUUUUCCCCUUUGAGCUACGUCUUGGUGGUUCGUUACCCUCAAGUCUUGCGACAUAUGUCAAUGGAGGCGCAUCUAUCUCGUACAAGCUUCGGGCCACUGCCAUUCGGUCUGGGUUUUCUGCGAAUGUUACUGCCUCGCUCCCAAUUACACUUUUACGGACAUUUGCUCCCGAAUCACUCGAAUAUCAACAAACGCUCGAGAUUGAGAAUACUUGGCCAGAGAAGCUGAUGUAUGCGUUGAUGAUUCCGCAUAAAGCAUGGGCUGCUGGUGAUGAGCUUAUGGCUCUUCUGAAAUUCGCACCGCUCGCAAAGGGUGUUCGCGUCCUUUCAGUCACGACACACCUAUGUGAGACGACGAAAAUGCUUCAGCGAGGUGGACAUUUAGAGAAAACGCGAAAUGUCGUGACCCGGAAACACGACAUUGUCAAUGGACAGGCGGUCUGCGUAGAGGAG